CUUAACUACAUAUUUCAAAUUUCAGAAUAAAAUGAUCUUUAAGUUUUUGACCUGUUUCCUUUUAGCUGUAAAUCAGGUUCAUAGCAGGGGUCCCCAGCAUGUAACCUGUGGGAGUGUUGUUAAACUGAUAAACUCCGGACACAAGAUCCGUCUGCACAGUCAUGAUGUCAAGUAUGGAUCAGGGUCUGGUCAACAAUCCGUCACAGGGAUCACUCUCUCCGAGGAUGUGAACAGUCACUGGACGAUAAAGGGACCCGGAGAGCUGAACUACUGUACACGAGGAGAACCUGUACAGUGUGGACAGAAGAUAAGAUUAGAACAUCUCACAACUCAUCGUAAUCUUCAUUCUCAUCUAUUCUCCAGUCCUCUCUCUAAUGCACAGGAAGUAUCUGCAUUCGGUGAAUCUGGUGUAGGAGAUACCGGAGAUGUCUGGAGCGUGAUUUGUGAAGGAGAUUUCUGGAACAGGGACGGGAAGGUUCGGUUCAAGCACCAGGAUACUGGAGUUUAUCUUGCUGCCAGUGGACAUGCUUUCGGUAGACCAAUCAAUGGACAGAUGGAGAUUGUUGGAUCUAGUUCUGUAGAUGGAUCUACCAGCUGGACUGCUCAGGAGGGAGUUUAUAUUCAUCAGUCAGAUUUUAAUCCAAACAAAUCCACAUUGGGGCACGAUGAACUUUAAACAUUUUCUUGUGUUUGCACAAAACUGUGAUAUUUUAGUUGUUUCCUCAGUCAAGGAUUUCUUGCAGUUUUUUUCUCUUAGAUUUAUAAAUUGAAUCGGAAUCUUAACAACUUAGUAAAACUUAACGGGAACUUAAGUAGAUCAGUAAAUUUUCCUACUGACAUGUACAAUCGUGUACACUGUACGAUGUACAUUCAUUUUCAGUAACGCUAACUUACACGAUUUUAUCCUUGUUAGUGAACAAAGUUGUUAGUCAUUUUAUGAUUUUUUUUGUCAAAAACAGCAUGAUUGUCAUCAAAUAUUCGUCUGAUCGUUGACAAAUAUUAUUAGCUUUAUAAGUUAUGCUAUUUUAAGAUAUGUCGUUUUUUUCUAAUUUUAACUAUCCCUCUGCUCCCACAAAAAUAAAAAAUAAGAAAAUUAUAAAAUUUAGUAAUCUGCUCAACAGAUAUCAAUAUUAAAAAUAUAUUGAACGUUGAUGAUCUUUCUUCAAUAUUUGUUCUCUUAAAUUGUUGGAUUGCUUGUAAAAAACCCAGAGCAGAGAAACCUGCCACGUAAACCUUGCCGAGAGCUUUACUAAAAUAAAAUUAGAAAAUGUUAUCGUAUACAACUCUAGAUUUGGUUUCAUCAGAAAUUGUCAUCGUACGUUAUUUCUCAGUUGUCGUCCGAUGUUUAUCCUAAUUUUGUCAGUUUUAUUGUAUUACGGUUACAAAGUGCAUAGUGCAAAACAUGAAAGUUGUUUAUGUGAAAAUUAUCAGAAAUCUGUAGUCAUUUAGUAUUAUAAGUGAUGUGAACUCGAUUAUAUGUUUUUUUUUUAUGUGCCUUUAUUUAUAAUCUCGUCAACGUGGUUCUUUAUUUCAG
This is a messenger RNA of Eurytemora carolleeae, 1534 nucleotides long. Its product is annotated as stromal cell-derived factor 2. The transcript is spliced from 6 exons. Lineage: Eukaryota; Metazoa; Arthropoda; Copepoda; Calanoida; Temoridae. Bases 32 to 676 code for a protein of 214 amino acids. The record is from RefSeq and is a predicted model, not a curated record.